CUUUAUUCAAAAACCCGAGUGGCACCUCUUAAAACACUUACAAUACCACGACUUGAAUUAUGUGCCGCAUUACUUUUGGCUGAACUGAUGAAUAAGGUCAAAUUAGCUAUAAUUUCAACAUCUGUAAAAAUUGAGAACAUUAAUUUUUGGAGUGAUUCUUCAAUAACAUUAUCGUGGAUAAGGGGACCACCCAACACUUGGAAGGUAUUUGUCGCUAAUCGAGUUGCUCGAAUUCAAGAAUUGUCCAAUCCUUCAAAUUGGAAGAAUGUCAAUACUCGCGAUAAUCCGGCAGACCUUCCUUCCAGAGGAACUUCUGCCACGACCUUGAUAAAUUCCAAACUAUGGUGGUCCGGCCCUGAAUGGCUCGCGUCAUUUCGUGAUGAGUGGCCUAAAAAUUUACAUUUUACGAUUCCUACCACGGAAAUGCCUGAAAUUCGCUCGACUACCUUGAUUUCCAUCACUAGCAAAACACACGAUUUUUCCAAAUUUCCGGAAUUAAACAAAUUUUCGACCUUGAAUAAACUCAAACGUGUCUUUGCCUAUAUAAUUAGAUUUGUUGAUAAUGUCAAAGUUGAAAAUUUCAGAAAAACUGGCCCUCUUUCCCCAGAAGAAUUAAAUAACUCAAUUAAAAAAUUAACUCGAUUAGCACAAUCUGAAAUUUUUGCUGUUGAAAUAAACCAGUUAACUUCAUUCGGACAUGUGAAUAAUAAAAGCCCUUUAUUGAAUCUCAAUCCUUUUUUGGAUGAAUGCGGCAUUAUCAGAGUGGGUGGAAGAUUAAAACAUUCUAAUUUCGACCUCAAUAAAAAACAUCCUGCUGUUUUACCUAAAUCGCACAGGCUUACGGUUUUGAUCGCUCGUGACGAGCAUGUAAAACGUCUUCACGCAGGACCUCAAGCUUUAUUGGUAUCCUUAAGAGACUGUUUUUGGCCAAUAUCAGGACGUUGUCUCGUACGCAAGGUGGUACACGAAUGCAUGAAGUGUCACAGAUUUAGAGCAAAUAAUAUAAAAAAUAUAAUGGGUGAUCUACCCAAGGAUAGGCUUACUCCAGCUCGACCCUUUACGGUAACAGGUGUAGAUUAUUGUAGUCCAUUUCCUAUUAGAGAUAGAAAGAUUUGA
Molecule: messenger RNA, 1116 nt
Organism: Leptinotarsa decemlineata (Colorado potato beetle)
Lineage: Eukaryota; Metazoa; Arthropoda; Insecta; Coleoptera; Chrysomelidae
Source: RefSeq, a predicted model, not a curated record